Daucus carota subsp. sativus is the source of this 609-nucleotide messenger RNA. RefSeq names its product lysine-rich arabinogalactan protein 19-like. The transcript is spliced from 2 exons. NCBI's taxonomy places the organism in Eukaryota, Viridiplantae, Streptophyta, Magnoliopsida, Apiales, Apiaceae. Bases 1 to 609 code for a protein of 202 amino acids. The record is from RefSeq and is a predicted model, not a curated record.
AUGAGUGAUAGAUUAUCAGGCAUGUCAGGCCCCAGUACCCCGGUUCAUUCUGAUCAUUCAGAGUCGACAGUUGAGGGACUUCCACCCCGUCCAGGAGUUGUACCCGUAUCUUCACCCAGGGCACUUACAUCCCCACCUGUAGCUGGACCUUCACGUCCACCUGGAUACCCUCGUAGUGGACAGACCCCUAUUGCAGCUGUACCGCUUAGGGCUAUACCCCCACCUGCACCUGAGAUGCCCCCAUCUGCUCCCCUUGUACGACCUCCUAUCCGUGGACCUCCACCAGAGCAUGAGUCUUCUGGGUUUUCAGGUGUUGGACCCUCUUAUCCGUGUUCCCCUCUUUCAGUACCCUAUCACUACUAUCAGGCACUCUUGAUGGAGAGAGAUGAGUUGUUGGGCCAGAUUGGAGAGCUGACACAGGCGAUGGGGGAUUUAGACCCUAACCGGGCAGAGCGACAGUUGAGAGAGGAGAUACGUGCUUUUAGGACAGAGGCAGUAGAGAGGUUAUGUGGGAUCACCGCACCACUUGGUACCCCUGGAGAUAUUAUAGACUGGGCUCGUUGGGUCGUGGAGCGGUUGGAUGUUAUCGGAGGACCAGACUUCCCUUAG